Danaus chrysippus (African queen) is the source of this 372-nucleotide messenger RNA. The record is from the annotation of a GenBank genome assembly. Lineage: Eukaryota; Metazoa; Arthropoda; Insecta; Lepidoptera; Nymphalidae.
AUGAAGCUCUUAGUAUUCCUCACCUUGGUAGCUGUCGCUACAGCUCGUCCGGAAGACAGUUACGAGAAGUAUGAAAACUUUGACGUGGAAGAACUGGUGUCCAAUGUACGUCUGCUGAAAUCUUAUAUAGCAUGUUUCCUUGGAGAAGGGAAAUGCACUCCCGAAGGCAACGACUUCAAAAAAUGGAUACCAGAAUCUGUUCAAUCCAAUUGCGGUAAAUGUUCCGACCAUCAGAAGCAUCUCGUCGGUAAGGUUAUCAAAGCCUCCAUGGACAAACUUCCAGAAGAAUGGAAAAAACUUAACGCCCUCCACAAUCCAGACGGAAAAUACGACGAAGGCGUGAAAAAUUUCGUGGAGAAAUAUGGGCAAUAA